This is a messenger RNA of Alternaria rosae, 1549 nucleotides long. RefSeq lists its product as uncharacterized. NCBI's taxonomy places the organism in Eukaryota, Fungi, Ascomycota, Dothideomycetes, Pleosporales, Pleosporaceae. Bases 356 to 1384 code for a protein of 342 amino acids. The transcript has 4 exons. The record is from RefSeq and is a predicted model, not a curated record.
UCUCAGCCAAGGAUCAGCGCGGUCAACCUGUUCGCAGUAUUUUACUGUGCGACUUCCCCGCAGGGCAAGGCUAUGGCGUCCUGGCUGACUUCGAAUCAGGUGCUGUGAAUGGGAGGAACGCACCCAAGUUCAGGAAGCCUCGCGUCUUGAUGCACGAGAACCUUGUAAGGCGCAUUUGGCAACCCAACAGCCAGUUGCAUAUCAUUCUCGGCUUCAGCUGAAUUUUUCACUGCGAUAUAUAUCCCUGCGACAUUAUGCAGCUCAUGUAAGCUCCUAUAAAGGUGGUAUUCCCUCUGUCGCCCCGCCCCGCCCCGCGUUCGACUUCUGUCACACUUGACACAAGCCAGCCUAUACGAUGACUUUCGUUUCUGAAGCUCUGAUCACACAUCGUAUUGAUGGAGGGGAUAUAGGCGUUGUCAACAUAUUCUCCAAGAACAAAUGGCGCUCGAAGGUUUACGUUCGGAUCUUGGUUCAGAUCUGCAUGAGAUGGGUGAUGAUGGCCAUUUAUCUCAAUUGGUUUUGGAUACUGAUCAGACUCUCCUCGCGACUUUUGGCGAAAUAUGAAGUUGGCGAAGGAGACUUUCUCAGCUCCGCAACCACACGCAAGAAUGUCCUGACAUCUUUCGUGAAAGCCACCUCCCUCCAACGGAAGCCUUGCUGGGAAUUCUUUUGGGUCAUGUAUUUUCUAUGCGCAAAAGAUGGGACCGACUUCAUCGACGACUACACUGCAGCGUGGAGCGCUCAGCCAGACUACGAUUCGGAGGUAUUCGUCUUCAUAGAUAACGGCCAUUGCCUUAUAGUGCCUUGCUCGCAAGCCACUGCAGAUGUAGAUGACAAAGCUUUUCUAGAGCACCUGCGUUCAUUUUACAAUUUAAGCCGGAUGAAUUUUGGCCUGUUUGAGUUAUUCGGCGUAAAGUCAAGUCAAAAGAUUGAGAUAGUCGAGCUUCUACCUGGCCUCACAGCGGGUAAUAGAGUCGGACUCCCGUUAGACCUAGGUCGACAUGGAUCGUACAAUCGUCAGAUUCACUACUUCAAAGACGCAUCCAGCAUGCGCGGAACGGCCAUUCGAGAAAGACUCUUGACAGAGGGUGUUUUGACGAUAUGUGACCAUCAGAUCAACGCACUCUUCCAUGGUAGAGAAGCAAUGGCACUUAAUAUUGUGCGAGACUGGGAUCCCCGUGUCACUAGUAUAGCCAUUAUCUUCCCGACUGCAUUGAGUCUGAUAAUCUCGAUCGUCUGGUCUAUCGUGGCUGCUGUGCAUUUCAAGGCAGAUGUUCAAGCCAGUGUGCAAACUGGGUUCACUAUUGGAAGCUACGUGGUAACAGCAGGAGCGCUUCUUAUCGCUCUCGUCGCAUUUCUCGAUACGAAAAUAAAUGCCUCGUAGCACUCAUGUUCGUGACACAGUGCAAGACCGAAUCUCAGGGACUCGGAGGGAGGAGUCUGGCAGUGCUCAUAUACUUUGUUUGUAAGAGAAACAUAGCUGACGGUCUAUCGUUCUGGGUUAAUCGCUUGACAAACCUCGUGCACCUCACACUCAGCUUCGUAGGCC